UCCUGCUGUAACACACAUGACAUGGAGCCUGGGAAUUCAUACAACCGCGUGUUAUUAUCACUUCCCAACAGCUUCUGCCCGGCAGUGAUUCCACCGACGACCAGCAUUUAUUCGACUGCUGAAACAUCCUGAGUUGUCAUGAAUCAAGAAAAGCUUGCCAAACUUCAAUCACAAGUCCGGAUAGGAGGGAAGGGAACACCUCGCAGGAAGAAGAAGAUUGUCCACAGAACUGCCACAGCGGAAGACAAGAAGCUCCAGAGUUCUCUGAAGAAGUUGGUGGUGAACAACAUUGCAGGGAUAGAAGAGGUGAACAUGAUCAAGGACGACGGCAUGGUGAUCCACUUCAACAACCCCAAGGUGCAGGCCUCGCUGGCGGCCAACACCUUCGCCGUGACGGGCCACGCCGAGACCGUGCCGCUGACGGAGCUGCUGCCCGGCAUCCUGACGCAGCUGGGCUCCGACAGCCUCAGCAACCUGCGGCAGCUAGCGCAGCGCUUCCCCGGCCCCCGGCCAGCAGCAGCACUUGACACACAAGCACGCCAGCAGGUGUAUGACGAAUAUGAAAAUGUUCCAGAUCUUGUACAGGACUUUGGCGAGGCUUCCAAAGGGGAAGACAACCAUUGAAUUAUUGAAUAACUGAUGAAUGAAAACAGAACUGCUCUUGCCUCCAACCACGAUACAAAAGCCCCUUCUGUAUACCUGAGAACAGGUCUGAGAUCAGAUGUAGACUGAUGAAAUCUCGCAUGGACCAUUUUGCCUUAGACAUGUCAUCAAAUGUUCCAAGUGUUACCUGUGUUGAAGAUAUGUUAUGCUUAAAUUACAAUAAAAGAUAUUCAACAGUU
Gadus morhua (Atlantic cod) is the source of this 842-nucleotide messenger RNA. Its product is annotated as transcription factor BTF3 homolog 4-like. The transcript has 6 exons. NCBI's taxonomy places the organism in Eukaryota, Metazoa, Chordata, Actinopteri, Gadiformes, Gadidae. The coding region runs from base 139 to 624 and encodes 161 amino acids. The record is from RefSeq and is a predicted model, not a curated record.